Zerene cesonia (dogface butterfly) is the source of this 1011-nucleotide messenger RNA. RefSeq names its product aquaporin AQPAe.a-like. Gene Ontology annotation, biological process: transmembrane transport. Gene Ontology annotation, molecular function: water channel activity. Gene Ontology annotation, cellular component: plasma membrane. NCBI's taxonomy places the organism in Eukaryota, Metazoa, Arthropoda, Insecta, Lepidoptera, Pieridae. The transcript has a single exon. The coding region runs from base 37 to 876 and encodes 279 amino acids. The record is from RefSeq and is a predicted model, not a curated record.
CGCGGUUAGGUGAGCAGAAGUGUUAUGAAGUGAUUCAUGAAACAGUUAACCGUUAGCUCAGUGGAAACAAUGUCAGUGAACGCGCAACUCGUCGGAUUGACCGAGGUCGAGAUCGAAAAAAUACCAAUAAAAUCAGUGCUAUGGAAAACGCUAAAUUGGAGAGCGAUUGUGGCGGAAUUUGUAGCGACCAUGUUACUGGUUUCUCUGGGAUGUAUGACCUGCAUACCGCUAGAUGGAUCUGCGCACCAGCCUAUGUACGGCCCAUUGGGUUUUGGUUUGAUCGUCGUUUUUAAUAUUCAAGCGUUUGCCCACAUCUCUGGGGCACAUAUGAAUCCUGUCGUCACUUUAUCGGCCAUGAUUUGGGGUCAGAUUUCUAUACUUUUAGGUAUAGCGUAUAUAAUUGUGCAAUGUGCUGGUGCCAUUGUUGGCUAUGGAAUACUCGUCGCUUUAUCACCAUCCAGUUUUGUUACAGCUGGUGUUUGUACUACAACACCACUGCUCAAGUAUACCAUAUACCAGGCGAUUGGUAUUGAAGUGAUGCUGACUGCUGCUCUCGUGUUUAUAACAUGCGCAGUGUGGGAUCCGGUGAAUAAGGAUAGCCAAGAAAGCAAUUCAGUGAAAUUUGGGUUAACCAUAGCUGGAUUGUCGUUAGCUGGUGGUCCUUUAACUGGCGCUAGCAUGAACCCAGCAAGGUCAUUAGGUCCUGCUUUAUGGACGUCAACUUGGAGGUCUCAUUGGAUCUACUGGGUAGGACCUUUCUUGGGAGGUAUUCUUGCGUCUGUGUUUUAUAAAUAUGUAUGGCUGAAGGGAGAUAAAAUUAAACCAGAUAUAUUAACAUGGGCGGAUGGCGGCGAUGGCUUGACGAAAAUGUUGUAAUGAAGACUGAUUACUAUUAAAUAAUUUUAGUUUUAACUUUGAUCAUGUGAUAUAUUAAUUGUAAUACUGAUAUGAUGAGUUUACGUAGUAGUUAAGGAAAACUGUAAUUAUUAAGAGGAAACUGUUUACUAUACG